Vitrella brassicaformis is the source of this 2593-nucleotide messenger RNA. The record is from the annotation of a GenBank genome assembly. Lineage: Eukaryota; Vitrellaceae.
AAAAAAAGCAAGCUGAUUCGUGACCUCAGAAGGACUGGACCAGGAUGAGCACGGCCCCGGAUUCAGCUGAAGAGCUGACGGCAUUGCGGCCCUCCCAUGACCCGCAUGAGCGUCCAACCAGCGGCAAGGGCAAGCCCCCAGCGCAUCCACCGCCCUCGGCCAAGGCGAAGCGGCGAGAGGAAAGGCGUUCGAGCCUGCCGGGCAUGCAGGCGGCCAAGGCGGGAGACGUCUACGAGUUCGACGCCGCCACGCUGCCCGACACGGCCCCCUGUGUGGUGUGCGGCCAGCCGGCUGACGAUGUCUGCUCCACGUGCAAGACGACCUUCUAGUAAGUGACGGGACACGCGGACGAGCAGAGAAGCCCUGGUGGACAGGACAGGAUUGCCUGCUUUGUCAAAUGGUCUGCUGUUUGUUUGUGUGUUCAGCUGCUCCCCCGAGUGCCAGAUGAAGGACUGGCCCAAUCACAAGAAGAUCUGCAAGCCGGUCAGGCAGAUCAAGAAGGCACCGGACAAGGCAGAAGAGCCGACACAGCCGACGGCAGAGCAGCCUCCCACUGUGAGCGAGGAGAGGGAGAGACCGGUCACUCCUAUUUCUCCUUCCUCGCCCUUGCCGCCAGCACCGCAACAGCAGCCAACACAGGCAUGGCUCCCUCCCCCCUUCCAGCACCCCACUCAAGCCGCACCGAAGGAGCCGCCCGAGAGGCGAUACGCCCCCACGCCCUUCGUCGGUUCAGGGUGUAGCGAGGGAUGCAGCCGUCAGGCUGCAGACCCACACACCGUCAUCUACCCUGUCAAGCAGCAGCAGCCACAGCUACAGCCACAGCCACAGCAGCAGCCGGCAGCAGAGGCGGCACCAGCCCAGGAUGAGAGGGGAGGGGUCUUUGGGACUUGUUCGGUGUGUCGUCGGCCGGCCGACAAGGUCUGUGGUCGGUGUGAGAGCGUCGUGUACUGCUCCGCCAGCUGCCAGAAGAAGGACUGGCUCAGCCACCGCAGGCACUGCGAGCGACUCAGACGGAGGCUGAGGCACUCCACCGGCCCCGGGCCGCUGGGCGAACCCUCAUCCGCCACACCAGACGAGGAUGAUUCCGACGGCCAAGGCAUACGCAGGGCAUUCCGCGCCCCGUCGUCUCGCCGCAUCCCCGCUGCCCGAUGCAUCGUGUGCGGUCGGCACGCAACCACUCUCUGCGGCGGAUGCCGCGCGGUGUCCUACUGCGGCCCGACAUGCGAGAAGGAGCACUGGCUGACGCACCGGCAGGUGUGUCGGGGGUUGCAGGCGCCCCCUCCCUCCCUGCGCCGCACACAAGACUACCCAUCCGACGACACAGAUGGUGGGGCUGGGGCCGGGCCGCCACCGACGGCCGAGCGGCAGGUGGCAGAGGGCCAGGGCGGUGUGUGUGGGUGGUGCGGACGGCCUGCUCGGCGGCUGUGUGGAGGUUGUGAGAGGGAGGUGUACUGUUCCCUCGAGUGCCAAUCCCACGACUGGCCGCACCACCGCAUCUUCUGCUCCAAGAAACGGCCGUCGAAGCGCAGACCGUCGGAGGGGCGGAUGGGCGUGGCAGUGAUGCCCUCUGCCUGCGGGCCGUGUGCCCACUGCGGACGGCUGUGCGACCACUUGUGUGGCGGGUGCAAGGCCGUCUUCUACUGCUCCAAGGAGUGCCAGCACCGAGACUGGGCCACGCACCGGGCUGUCUGCUCACAAGUGCCCAGGAGGACUGUUGAGCGGCCGACACAGCAGCCAAUGGACGUACCUCUGACCUUCCCGAGGUCACGCAACGACCCUGAGGGCAUGGAGUGGUGUCGCGUGUGUGAUCGGCCGGCGGAGCUCGUGUGUCCGUUCUGCCAGCGGGUCUUCUACUGCUCCCCCUGGUGUCAGCACUUGGACCGCCCAAGACACCAGCACGAGUGCUUCCCAUCGCUGUCGCCCCAGCGACCCCCACCGAUCCCCUUUCUCCCCUACCCUUCGCAGCAGAGGUCCCCACCGUUUCCCUCUGCCUGGUCGUCAUAUGGCGGCAUUCGGUCGCCAGCCCGGCCCCCAUCUCCGUCGGCGGGCACUGACCUGGCCUCGAUGGACCGGCCACCAUCACCGCCAAUCAUGCGGCCCCAUCGUAACAGCAACGGCCUGCAGGUCGGGGCGUGCCUACGCGUCCAUCUCUAUGUAUUUGUGGUUAUUGCCAUUCCGUAUACAUCUACAAUUGGUUGGCCUGCCUGUGGUUUGUCUGUCUGUCUGUCUGUCUGUCUGUCAGGGUGAUAAGCACUGGACAGGACCCCCUCUCAGCUCGCCGCCGGCUGUGUGGGACCAUCGCGAUGACGAACAGUGACAAAAGGAUUGUGUCCUUGUUGCUGCAUCCAUGUGUGUGUGGGUGGAUGGGAACUCGUUAUCUUGGGCUCUGACGAGGUGCUUUGUUUCGACUUUGAGACGUAUUUGUGGGUGGGUGGGUGGAUGAGUCAGUCGAGGCUUUCGUGUCUGUCGCGUUUUGCAUGACACCACGCCCUGCCUGCGUCCAGGCCAGGCGGAUGUGAUGAUGUGUGUGUAUUGAUUGACCAAUGUUGGUUGACAAAUCAUGAUUCACUCGACGAUAUGAUGCAUCAGUCGG